This is a messenger RNA of Amaranthus tricolor (Joseph's coat), 865 nucleotides long. RefSeq names its product mitochondrial pyruvate carrier 4. The transcript is spliced from 5 exons. Lineage: Eukaryota; Viridiplantae; Streptophyta; Magnoliopsida; Caryophyllales; Amaranthaceae. Bases 271 to 597 code for a protein of 108 amino acids. The record is from RefSeq and is a predicted model, not a curated record. Gene Ontology annotation, biological process: pyruvate import into mitochondria. Gene Ontology annotation, cellular component: mitochondrial inner membrane.
AUCCGCCCGACCCGAUCGUCCCGCCCCACCCGACUCUUUGCACACCUCUACCCAUAAACUCACAAGAAGAUUGGAUGAACGGCUGAGAAUCAUGAACAUUGAUACAGGCCGGAGAAAAGUCAUACCAAAGCUCUCUCUCUUUUGACUGUCUUUUUCCAAAGGGCAAAAGCAAAACCCACUGACAUCGACUAUAUUGAUUUAUUUUCAAUAAAAUCCAAAGAAAAAAUCGAGGGAUAAUCUUCUUUGAAGAAGCAGAAGAUAAGAGACUCCAUGGCGACUUCAAAGCUUCAAGCUUUAUGGAAUCAUCCCGCCGGCCCUAAAACCAUUCAUUUUUGGGCUCCUACUUUCAAAUGGGGCAUUAGUAUAGCCAACAUUGCCGACUUUGCUAAACCACCUGAGAAAUUGUCUUAUCCUCAGCAAAUAGCGGUCACCGCUACUGGAGUCAUUUGGUCUCGCUACAGUAUUGUAAUUACGCCUAAAAACUGGAAUCUUUUCAGUGUGAACGUGGCUAUGGCUGGAACUGGUAUUUACCAACUCACUCGGAAGAUUAAACACGACUAUUUCAAAGAUGCAAAACCUGUUGCUGCACAAGAAUGAUGACGAAAAGCUCAUUCAACAAUAAACCGAAAAAGAUCAUCCAUGAUAGACCUUUUUUUGGUUUUUAGAUCCUCAUUUUGAAUGAUUUCUGGGGAUUAAUUUUGUUGACAAUGUUGUUCUUGUCCUUUUUCCAUAACUUGGGCAUAACUUUGAUGAUUGUAUUUGAUCAUUUUAUUCUUGGCUUUCCUUUUCCUGCCCGUUGGAAGUAUCAUAUUUUUUUCCAGUUAUCGUACGAGAAUAAAUACAAGAACAACCUAUUUUCUUUUUA